Messenger RNA from Prunus armeniaca (apricot), 465 nucleotides. Lineage: Eukaryota; Viridiplantae; Streptophyta; Magnoliopsida; Rosales; Rosaceae. The record is from the annotation of a GenBank genome assembly.
AUGGCGCAGCUUGUUAGCGCCAGGCGGCGGCACCGGCCUGCACCAGCACCACACGACCACCACCAUGCGACCAUGCUACUGAGGACCCCGACGACGAGUCGUUGGCGUACGUCAAUAGACUCUUCGCUGAGAGGUACAAGUAGUGGAAGAGCGACUUGCACCACCAUUUUGAGGCAUUUGAUGAUCCACAAAUCGUUGUUCAGGAGGGUUGCUCGAUGUAGAUUGAAGGGCGGGAGGAUAGUUGGGCAUGGUUCUGCGCUCAUUUUUCAGGCGCCAGAUUAUGUGAUAUUGACGAAGACGUUGGAUCAGACUCUCAAGAGGAGGCCAGGGACAUAUUGUCGAGGGAUGGGGAAUGCCCGGCGGAGGGAACCUCGAGAAGGCCGGGGACAUAUUAUCGAGGGAUGGGGAAUGCCCGGCGGAGGGAACCUAGACCCCAUUCAUCAGCGCAGUCAAACAAUCAGGUGA